Rotaria sordida is the source of this 1134-nucleotide messenger RNA. Lineage: Eukaryota; Metazoa; Rotifera; Eurotatoria; Philodinida; Philodinidae. The record is from the annotation of a GenBank genome assembly.
AUGAACGAAAGAAAAAGGCAACGAAACUCAUCAACAGAUAGUUGUUUUACGAAAAAGUUACAAUGUACUUCUUGUUUAGUAACAUCAAUUAAUACAGACAAUUCAAUCUUCCAAUUUGAAGAUCUUUCAAAUGACAUCAUCUAUGAAAUUUUUGAUUAUCUCGAUACUUAUCAUAUUUAUGAAUGUUUUUUCAAUCUUAAUAAACGAUUUCAUAAUAUUCUUCUGGAUUCAAUCCUUCCUAUUCAUGUCAAUAUUCCACUUAGAUCUAAAUUGAAUUUUGAUCGUUACUAUACUGAUUUUAUUCAACCUAAUAAACAUCGAAUUCAAUCACUUUAUUUAUUAGAUCCUUUCGCAAUUGACUUCUUUUCUUCAUUAGUAGAACAUAUUUCAAAAUGUUUUCAACUUCAAACACUUGUUUUGAAUGAAAUUGAUUCAAAAAUUAUAGAAAGUCUUCUUACUGACUUAUCUUCUUUGAAUAAUCUUUCUUCAUUAUCCAUUCGUAUUGGAUGUGAUUCCAAUAAAAUUACUAUUUACAAUCUAAUAUUUUAUUUACCAGUAUUAAAAUAUUGUAAAAUAUCUUUUGAAGAAGAUGUUCGAUUAGGAUCAUUGCCUUUAUGUAUGAAUCCAUUGAGUUCUAUUGAACAUUUUAUUAUUAAUGAUAAUUAUAAUCUGGAUGAAGUUGAAGUUAUUUUAUCAUAUAUUCCUCAUGUUCGCCAUUUAUCCAUUGAAUACCAAAAUAAACCUGAUCCAAAAUCAACAAAAAUAUUUUUAAUGGUGUUAGACAGUUUAACACACAUUUGUGUCACAGGAGACCGCUUAGAACUUGAUAGUAUUGAACAGUUUGUCAAAAACCAUGCUAACCAGAUUAAAGUGGUACACAUUUCAUCAUUUGGGUUACAGUCCGAUUAUGCACCAUGGGUAAAAACAAUUUCAUCUUAUUUAUCACAUGUACGUGUCGUUGAUUUUCCUGGUGAAGAUAUGAAUCAUUGUCGUCGUGUACUACAAAUCUAUGAAUCAAUAUAUAAUCCUCGUUAUAACUCUUUUCCAUAUGUGCGACAAUGGUUCUUCACACACGAACCUAUGCCAGACGCAUAUUUACAUGAAAUAUUCUGUUCAGUUCGGACACAUAAGUAA